Trematomus bernacchii (emerald rockcod) is the source of this 2296-nucleotide messenger RNA. RefSeq names its product parvin, gamma (gene parvg). The record is from RefSeq and is a predicted model, not a curated record. Gene Ontology annotation, molecular function: actin binding. Gene Ontology annotation, cellular component: actin cytoskeleton; focal adhesion; cytoplasm. Bases 325 to 1287 code for a protein of 320 amino acids. Gene Ontology annotation, biological process: establishment or maintenance of cell polarity; cell projection assembly; actin cytoskeleton organization. Lineage: Eukaryota; Metazoa; Chordata; Actinopteri; Perciformes; Nototheniidae. The transcript has 13 exons.
GAGGAAGUGCUACCUUCUUCUUUGCCACAUCCUCUCCGUGCUUAUCUUCCCUUUCGACCCUGUGACAUGUUAUUUUCUUUUCAAGCAGGGCUUUGAAAUUGAGUGCAGUCAGACCCUUUGUGCUGAUACACUUCACAGGAGGUGGUAUUUUGUUAGAUUGCAGCUUUCUCCACUUCUUAUACGGCUGUUUUGACAGCUUGUGGAGUUGACAUCAGUUAAGGAACUUACUUCAGCGAUAGUCACCCAGUUCUGUCGAGUCGCUCUAUAGAGUUCUAAAGCAGAUUUUGCUGACAGGUGUUGAACAUCUCACCCUGAGGAAAAGAGAUGGAGGCUGACAUCUUUGAGUAUUACAAAGAGGAAGAAACUGUUGACAUCAAGUCUUUUCAGGAAGAGAAGCAGAAGCUCAUUCAGCCAACGGCUUUAAAAGACCCCAAACUUGCAAAGCUAAAAGAGGCACUGGUAAAUUGGAUCAAUAGCACUUUGAAACCAGAACACAUAGUGGUUCAGAGUCUGGAGGAGGAUCUGUACGAUGGUCUGGUGCUUCACCACAUGCUGUCCAGGCUGGCCGGGGUGGAUGUGCCCGUGGAGGAGAUGGCGCUGACCAGCCCUGCUCAGAUACGCAAGCUGGGACUGGUCCUGGAGGAGCUGGACCAGAGACUGGGCCUGCAGGACGACAGCCGGAUCAAGUGGAACGUCAAACUCAUCCACAACAAAGAUCUUUUGGCCACUAUUCAUCUGCUGGUUGCCAUGGUGAGAUCGUUCCAGCCUGAUCUGGAUUUGCCUCCCAAUGUGAAUGUUGAAGUUAUUGUUAUGGAGGUGAGCAAAAGUGGAAUCAAAUCCGAUGUACAGACGGAGGUCCUGACAGACGAGAGGGAAGCAGAGCCAGAAUCCCUUAUGAAGAGUGGAAAGGAAGAUCCCAUCGAGAAACUGCUGAAGCUUGAGGCUCACAAGGUCGACACGGUGAAGAAGGCCAUCUUAUACUUUGUCAACCAGAACAUGCAAACGUUGGGUCUGCAGGUGGCUGAAAUGGACAAACAGUUUGCUGACGGUGUGAUUCUGCUGCUGCUGAUUGGACAGCUGGAAGGCUUCUUCGUCCCGCUCUGUGACUUCAAUCUGACGCCUGUCAAUCACUCUGAGAUGGUUCACAAUGUGACCUUGGCCUUGGAUCUCCUUAAUAAUUUAGGCCUGAAAGUGUCCAGUGUUGAUCCACAAGAUAUUGUGUCUCAGGACGUCACUGCCACCUUGAAGGUCCUGUACGCUCUGUUCAAGAAGCACAAAGGGAAAUGAGAGACGAAGAGGAGAUCAACAACCACGAAAAAGAAACAGAGUGGAAGUGUUGACCAGCUGGUGGUUUCUUCUGUCUUCUCUAAACUGUAAAUACUGUAUUUAAACAGGACAUUUUGAAACAUUCAAAUGUUUUUAUAGACAUUUUCUAAGGCUUUCAAGCUGCUUUAAAAUAACAUAGGCUGGGGGUAUGAUAUCAUUUAAUAUAUGGGUAACCAUAUACAAUCUGUCUUUACUUGAAGAGACUCACAGUGGUGCGUUCUAUGAAAGAUGACGUACAUUGUUGUGUGAAGGGUGAGAAAAGAGCUAGAAAUGGAACUUGAAUCCCUGCUUACAGUAUUUUCUCACCUGCACACAGCUGACCAAUCUCUGUGUGAAGUGGGUGUGAAUAAUCGAUCAUUGGUUUUGAAAAGAGUCAGAAAUGGUUGGACACGGCUUCUCUAACCUGACGUCUGUAAAAUGUGGAAUGUGAAAAGCAGUGAAGGAGCAUAUCGGCCCCUUGAACUGUAACCUUCUUUAUUCAUAUUUCAAUUUGGUCUAUUCUAUCAUAUUGUACAUGGUGUGGAUGUUAGCCUUUGUUAUUUCCUUUAUUCAACCAUCUCUUGCUCUCUUUACACCACUUCAUUUCCAUUUCAGUGUGACACUGCUGCAACACGGCUCUUUUCAUUCUUGCUUUAGGAAACCAUCGUCCUUGAGUGCCUCCUCUCAAAUAAACAAUGUGAAUGUAUUCCUCUGCUUCCUCUAUGUGUUCCUGCUGACAGUCUGCGACCUCCUCUUUUUGUAGUCUGUGGAGGCUUUUGUCAUUUCUGUCUCCAUUUUUUUGUGUGCCAAUGAAUUGUUCACAACUCAAUGUCACACAAAUGUGGAGAGGGUGCGGCAGGCAGCCAUCGAGUGAGGCUCGAAAAUGAGAGCCAGACAAUAGACGUGAUUUCAUCAAAGCAUAUUUUGCAAAUUACGUGUUAAAUAAAAAAUAAAAAAGUGGACUAGAACUGGGAAAAUCCACUUAAUUCUC